AGGUUUCUUCCAUGAACAGUCGCGUCCUGACCGCGAUACUUAUGUUUCCAUUUAUUGGGAAAAUAUUUUACCAGGUGAGUCUUAACAACCUCGUAUUCAGGCUCUCUCCUAGACGUAGGAGCAUAUUUGCACACUCGCUGUACAGCCUGUCUGCGCUAAUUUCCGCCAAGAUUCUAGCUUAAAACUAGGCGUAGUGCUUGAAUUUACGGAGUCCACUAAAUUACGUCCACUGCUUAAGCUUUUAAGUAUUUAUAAAUGUAUUUUAAUUUCCCCAAUUGUUGUAGGACAAGAGAACAAUUUUGUUCGUUAUCCCAAACAAACUAUCACAACGCUUGGUCUUCAGUACGACUACGAAAGUGUCUUACAUUAUGGAAACACAUUUUUCUCAAAGAAUGGGCGGCCGACAAUACUUGCGACGACGAUGCCUUUGAUCACGCUGGGUCAGCGGAAUGGUAUGAGCAAGUUGGAUUACGCUAAAAUUAACGUGCUGUAUGAUUGCAAAUGUAAGAUAUAUACAUAUAUUAAACUAACUUUAUUUCUAUCAGUUCUAAACUGUUCUCCCUAGAGCUCGAGUAAGGAUCAUCUCUUAUUGAUCUAGUGUUACUACAGGAGGAAAUCAAUUUUUAUACCGGAUAGCUCUAUCAGUUCUAAACUGUUCUUGCUAGAGGUCCAGUAAGAAUCAUCUCUUGUUGAUCCAGUGUUACUACAGGAGGAAACCUAAACUAACUUUAAUAAGUUCUUUGUAUGUUUGCAUGGUGAUAAAAUAUAAUAGGUUUUGUUUGUGGAAACACCACGUAAAUUUAUUACUGCAAAGCUUUCGAUCCGUAAGCCCGGAUCUUCAUCAGUGCAAAUUAGCACUGAUGAAGAUCCGGGCUUACGGAUCGAAAGCUUUGCAGUAAUAAAUUUACGUGGUGUUUCCACAAACAAAACCUAUUAAACUAACUUUAUUUAUUUAUACCGGAUAGCCCUACCAGUUCUAAACUGUUCUUCCUAGAGGUCCAGUAAGGAUAAUUUCUUAUUGAUCCAGUGUUACUACACGAGGAAACCUAAACUAAACCAGCUUUUUCUAAACUGUGACCCGUCACCCGAGAAUUAAUAAAAUUUAAUUAUUUUUAUGUUUAGUUCAUCAACCAGACUCCUGGAGUCAAUGGUCUCCAUUUUCUCCAUGUGACGAACUUUGUCGCAAGCAACGUCAGCGGUUUUGUUACUCAGAGCAUCCUGGACGCUGCGAUGAUGCAUCUUCCAGUGGACUGCAGACUCAUGUUGUUCAAUGCUCGUUUGAAGAGUGUUAUGGUAGGAUAACAUUUGUGAUCGAGAUUUUAGGCAUAUCUCUGUCGCUCUGCGUAUUAGCUCCUGUAUCUUUCUACAGCAAUAAGGAGGGUCAGAUUUUGUCUUCCGCUAUCGUUGCUAUUGGCCAAUCAAAUGCAUUUAUUCUACCGGAUUAACCAAUCAAAUGCGUAUUAAGUCUGCGAGAGAUAGUGGUACUGGAAGUCAAAUCAGAACCUCUCUAGUACGAAACGAAUAAGAGAUUAUCCUUACUGAAAAACAGUUUAGAACUGAUAGAGCUAUCCAGUGUAAAUAAAGUUAGUUUAGUUUAUGUUUCCUCCUGUAGUAACAGUAGGUCAAUAAGAGAUGAUCCUUACUGGACCUGUAGGAAGGACAGUUUAGAACUGAUAGAACUAUCCAGUAUAAAUAAAGUUAGUUUAGUUUAGGUUUCCUCCUGUAGUAAGAGUAGGUCAAUAAGAGAUGAUCCUUACUGGACCUAUAGGAAGGCAGUUUAGAACUGAUAGAACUAUCCAGUAUAAAUAAAGUUAGUUUAGUUUAGGUUUCCUCCUGUAGUAACAGUAGGUCAAUAAGAGAUGAUCCUUACUGGACCUAUAGGAAGGACAGUUUAGAACUGAUAGAACUAUCCAGAAUAAAUAAAGUUAGUUUAGUUUAGGUUUCCUCCUGUAGUAACAAUAAGAAAUGAUCUUUACUGGACCUCUAGGAAGAACAGUAUGCAUGUAUGGCUAAAUUAUCGUAGUUAAUUUUGUUCAAAUAUUUCAGCUCCUGUAGAUGGUCACUGGAGUCGGUGGUCGCGCUUUACUGCAUGUUCAUCGUCAUGUGGUAUCGGAUUUCAUCGUCGUGUCCGACUAUGUAACGAUCCUCAUCCGGCGUAUGGCGGAAACGAUUGUAUCGGCAAAAGUUGGGAGUUGAGGAAUUGUAGGCUGAGACUAUGUAACCUAGGUAAUCUUAUCAACGGUUAACUGUUCUCUGUAGAAGUCUAACAAAGGCUGCUGGCCCAGCGUUACUACUGGAUGAAACGUAAACUAACUUUAUUUAGUGAUAGCUCUAUCAGUUCUAAACUGUUCCUCCUAGAGGUCCAGUAAGGAUUAUCUCUUAUUGAUCCAGUGUUACUACAGGAGGAAACCUAAACUAAACUAACUUUAUUUAUACUGGAUAGCUCUAUCAGUUCUAAACUAUUCUUCCUAGAGGUCCAGUAAAGAUCAUGUCUUAUUGAUCCAGUGUUACUACAGGAGGAAACCUAAACUAAACUAACUUUAUUUAUACUGGAUAGCUCUAUCAGUUCUAAACUAUUCUUCCUAGAGGUCCAGUAAAGAUCAUCUCUUAUUGAUCCAGUGUUACUACAGGAGGAAACCUAAACUAAACUAACUUUAUUUAUACUGAAUAGCUCUAUCAGUUCUAAACUGUUCUCCCUAGAGGUCCAGUAAGAGUCAUUCUUGAUACUAUGACACUACAUGAGGGUACCGAAGCACCAGCAGAAAGCCAGCUUUUAACACUCUAUUCUGAGAUCCCACCCAUUUGACCCUAGCCUCCUGCGCAGACGUUGUUAGUGGCCGAGGCCUCACCUAACGUCUGCUCACAUUCGCUAUACAUUUGACUUCCCGGCAAUCAACCAAUCACAGUCAUCUGCACGAUAAUUAGAAGAUCGACCUUCAAUGACCUUCACACGCAAGGGCCAUUUUAUAUCAACAAGUCCGUAAUAUUUUUAAAUUUGAAAGUUUUAAUACUGCGCGUGUCAGAAGCUUAAAAAGCUGGUAAACGAAAAGAAGGAUGCUUUCGUCAAUCUCGCAACUGGCGCAGGAAUUACAUAUUUAUCAGGCAGUUACCUAAGCUAUUCGAUGUAAUAUUUGGAUUUAAAUAUUUAAACAAAUUGUAAACAUUUAGUUUUAAAUCGUGGUUUCCCCAUUGAUAAAUUCAACGCGAAAUCAAGGGAAAAAAACUACACAAUCUAGGAGUGAGUGCUCACUGUGUCAUUAUUAAGUGGAAUAUAUCGAAAGCGAUGAAGAACGCGAAGGCAUUGGAAUGGAAGAAGGGAAAUAUUCUGUAUCAUAUUUGGCACAGGUAGAGUCACUGUUGAACGCUGGAGAUUGGUGGCUAUAUUGAUGUAUUAUAAUAAAUUCUAAAAAUGUGUUCGCUUUUGUAAUUCUCAAAGCCACAGGAAUCGAUCGGGCAUUUUAGUAGUCGUUAAUAUUUUAUAGUGUUUAUUAAAUUGAAGUUGUCUUUUUAUACAUUGCCUCUUAUUACUAUUGCAUGUAGUACUAUAGCAUGCAAGUUCAUAUGACAUAUGAGACUUUCAAUUAUGAAGGAUUUGCAUCAGAGGGUUGGGGUAUGCAUACUAACUAGAAUGGCUCAUAUAAACUUGCUAGUAUACCACAUCCAAUAGAUGUUAGUAGGCAUAUAAAUACGAGCGCAACGUAUACAAAGAAAAAUUCAAGACAAUAUAAAAUAACGACUAUUAAAAUGAUCAAAGCCGAUCGAUUCCUGUGCUUUGAAAAUUUAAUACAAAUGCGAACACAUGUAUGUUUAGGAUUUAUUAUAAUACAUACUGACAUGAGCUUCAUGCAUCAAUAGCCAAAACACAAACGAUUCUGCUAUACAUGCACUUUGUCUUCAACAAUGACUCUGACUCUGCCUGGGGUGCCAUAUACAGAAUAUUUCCCUUCUUCCAAUGCCUUCGCUUAUUCAUCGCUCUCAGUUCAACUUAUAAUAAUGACACAGCACUGACUCCAGUUGUGAAAUUGAUGAAAACAUCUUUCUUUUCGUUUACAAUGGAAUGAAAAGCUUCUUCUGAUACGCGCAGUAUUAAAACUUUCAAAUUUAAAAAUACUGCAGACUUGUUGAUAUAAAAUGGCCCAUGCGUGUGAAGGUCAUUGAAGGUCGAUCUUCUAAUUAUCGUGCAGAUGACUGUGAUUGGUUAAUUGCCGGGAAGUCAAAUGUAUAGCGAAUGUGAGCAGACGUUAGGUGAGGCCUCGGCCACUAACAACGUCUGCGCAGGAGGCUAAUUUGACCCACACCCCCCUUCUUCCGGGUUAGCACUUUUUUCAAUCCAGCAAACCUUUGUAAAGUCGUUUCUUUUUGGAUUUUUUUUUAUUUGGUUAGGGUUGAGGUUAGGGUUAGGGGUUAGAGUAGGGGUAGGGUUUGGGUUAGUUACAUAGCCAUUUAACACCUCUUCUAUCUUGCGAAAAUGACGUCAGGUCAGUUUGCUGGAUGGAAAAUAGUGCUAACCCUUGUUCCCAGGCUAUUCCCUCGAAUAUUGUAAUAGGAUACCAAUGGAUAUCUCAGGAUACUGCCAUGAUACUGCCGUCCAAGGAAAAUGGCGGCCUUCACCUCGUGGAAUAAAUGCGAAUUUUCAUGGCAGAAUUUCGGACGCUUCUUAAAUAGUUAGGUACAUGAAAGUUUUUACAAAAUUUAAGUACAUUUCUUUGAAUAGUUGUAAAUGGUUUUUUAAACAAAUUUUGUCAACCGGUGUUUGGAAAUAGCGAUAUUAAAUUCGGGGGGAGGUGUAUAAUCAUUGAUUUAUAUAAUCCUACAUAAUUUCUAUGGGCAGGGUAUAAAAAAAUUCAAAUUUCCAUGGAAAAAGGCAUGUUUUCUUUGGGGCUAACAUGCAUUUGCAGGGAGGUAACGGGGAUAAAUAUGAAUUUGCAGUAAAAGAACGAUAUUUCCAUUCCUGGUAUUUAUUAUGUGGUCAAUAUCCUCUUGUAGGGCCACAUAAAAAAAAAUAGUUGGUUAGCGUCCCCGCCCGCCCACAAAAAAGGCCCCGCUCAGGAUUUUUUUUUAUUUUUUAUUUAAAAAAACAUGACUUUUAUUGAUCAACGGGGUUUAAUAUAUGUAGUAUUUCUGUUGACUGUAGUCAAUUGUGUUAAUAAUUUGCGAAAUUGCGUGCGAAAGUGACGGUAUCAAUUAUAUUUUGAAAUAUAUAAAAAAAUAUCUGUACUGCGCAAGAAAAUCCAGUUUCGGACCUAACAGUGAGUAAAACCAAGGCGUUAAAAAUUAGUAAAAAUUAAAAAAAAAAGCGCCCGCCCGCCCACUUUUUGGCAAAAGCUAAGGACGCUAACCAACUAUUUUUUUUUAUAUGGCCUAAUAGAUUGCUCUUAAUAAUUUUAGGUCCUUAUGACUGUGACUUUACAGACAACACAUGUGGAUGGCGACAGUCGUCUUUUGAUGACUUUGAAUGGGCACGAACUUCCGAAGGUACACCUUCCAGAAACACUGGACCUGAUUGGGAUCACACUGGAUUGAUUGAAGGCGUGGAGGAAUCCCAUGGUAACGAAACUUUUUCUGUCUUUGUUAAGGCCGAUAGAAUAUAUAGGGUCGGCACAAAGCUCUAGGAAGAUGUUCUGUGAUUGGUUGAUUAUGACAAUGACAAAAGAAUAAGCUAUAGAAUGGAUUUUCUAAAGAAAGAUCGAGCAUUAGGCGUAAAAAAAAUACCUGUGGUUCUGGUUCCCGACCGACCCUAUUUUUUUCUGCCGACCCUAUUAUUUUUUCAACGCGAUUGACCGUGCGACCCUAUUUUCUCCAGGUGGUUGCGGGCUGCUCAUACAGCGUGCCAAAAUGGCGUCUGUUGUCACACUACAGGGUUCGAAUUAAUUCUGAAAAAAUGGUUCGUGAAUUUAAGGAAAUUUUAAGGAAUUUUCAAGGAAUUUUCUCUAAUUGGAAGUUAAAAAGUGGAAGCACUGCAAUUUUCAAAUAUAUAAAUACGACUAUAAUAUACAUCGCAAACUCGCAAAGAAAUAGAAUUUUGGGUGGAAUUAUAAUCGUUUUUAAGUACAAUCUAACAACAAUAUCUUCAGAAUAUAUGAUCCUUCAUUACAUUUACAAAGAACUGAAUUUAUUAUUGUACAUUUUUAUCAAUUUGAGAAACUUUUGAUUCGUGAUUUUGAUCAAUUUCUAUGAAAUUGGGUUCGUGAAAAAUGAAAAUUGAUUCGUAAUUCACGAAUAACGGUUCGUGAUUCACGAAUCACGAACCGUUAUUUCGAACCCUGCACUAAUUAUUGAACCAAAUUGCCUAAAUUCGUUGAUAGGAAAUAUGCAUCUCUAGUUAAUACUGAUGUUGGGACUCUACUGCAAAUCGCCCAGCAAAAAAAAACCGCCAAAACCAUGAAAAAAAUAUUUUUAAAAAUAUAUAUUUCCGACCUACCGACCCUAAUUUUUUCACCAUAUGAAACCGGAACCACAGGUUGUUUUUUUUUACACCUUAACUCCUUAGCGACAGGACCCUAUUAUCGCAUUGCUUUGAAACAAUGGGCUAUUCCAUUUAAUAUCCGUACCCCCCCUGUCGAGGAUACAUGUUUUUCAUUGUCAUACCCCUGAAGAAUUCCAAACUCAAAACUGUUUACCCCUGAAGAAUUCCAAAAUUCCAAGCUCAAAACUCUUUACCCCUGAAGAAUUCCAAGCUCAAAACCUUUUACCCCUGAAGAAUUCCAAAAUUCCAAGCUCAAAACCCUUUACCCCUGAAGAAUUCCAAGCUCAAAACCUUUUACCCCUGAAGAAUUCCAAGCUCAAAACCCUUCACCCCUAAAGAAUUCCAAGCUCAAAACCCUUUACCCCUGAAGAAUUUCAAGCUCAAAACCUUUUACCCCUGCAGAAUUCCAAGCUCAAAUCCCUUCACCCUGAAGAAUUCCAAGCUCUGAAAAAUUUCAAUCUCGAACCUCUUUACCCCUGAAGAAUUCCAAGCUCAAAACCCUUUACACCUGAAGAAUUCCAAGCUCAAAACCACUUUACCCCUGAAGAAUUCCAAGCUCAAAACACUUUACCCCUGAAGAAUUCCAAGCUCAAAACCCUUUACCCCUGAAGAAUUCCAGGGAUCCUCGACAGGGGGGUACGGAUAUUUAAUGGAAUAGCCCAAUGCGCUUCGACAUUUAAUAUCUUCGGUUUAUUGAAUGCUACGAGGACAAAAAUACCACCAUUCGAUUCAGUGUAACUAGAUCUCCUCAUUUGUAGCAAUAGUUUUAGUCAAUGGCAACAUUAUAGCGAUUUAUGAGCUUUGAAAGUAAAGCGAGAUCAUAUGUGAUCAAAUUACGCAUUUUACCAACAAAUUAUAAAAACAUAAACAUACCUUUCGCCGAAUAUAACUUCGGCCCCUUGAAACGUAUCCUCAUUGUGAUAUUCUUGAUGAAUUAAUCAUUUAAAAUGCCAUGUAUAACGUUAUUUCCAAGCUUCUAUCCUUAAAGGGUGACUUUUAGUGCCGAAUUUUACAUUUCUGCUCCGAAUUUGCGAUAAUCCCAACCGGAAAUACGAUGAAAACUCAUCAAAACAAUGCUACGCUUGUAUCGCGUGACUCUGGAAAUGCCAGAAAUGGAUUCUACAGAUCAAAGUGCACCCAUACGCGUGUGUUUGACGUCAUCCCGGCUAAAGGGAGCUCCUUAUUGGCCAAGUAUUACGUAAUACAAGCGCGUGCGAGUAAAACCCGAUACUUUAAAAAUUCAAAAUAAAUAUUUCUAGUCGGCGUAUACAUACGAAACUUUCUAUACCAAAGCGCUUGAAUACAAAGAGUAUUUUACACAUAUAGCCUUUCAGAAAAUGACGAAAAGUUUAGAAUAUAUUCAACUUUUUCUCUUUUUCUCGUUUGAAUGUUUUGGUGAAGCGGUGAGUAUAAUAUAUGAUUGUUUCGGUUUGUGUAAUGUUUUGACGGCACUUGACCCCCCGUUCGAAAGGUUAUUUUGUGAGGAUUACAAUGGUGGGUUUUGUUUUAAAGGGGGGUAAAUACUCGCCGUGAUAUUUACAUUAGAAAAAUUGAAUCGUAAUGUAAUACGAAACUACUUGUCGAGAAGGAGUUAAGAAGAAUGUUCCUUUUAUUGAUGUAAGCCAAUUAUGUUUUUUGUCAUUGUCAUAAUCAACCAGUCACAGAAUAUCUUCCUAGAGCUUCGUGUUUACUGGGAAUUGAGGUGUCAGUUUACAGUUUACUGUUCACCAUCACCAUAGAUGCCAAGGUCGUGUUUUGCCCACGUGUGAGAUGAACACCGCAGUAACCGUAGGGGUGUCCAGGGGCAUCCCCCCCCCGCCCCCCUCUCGAAAAAAUCUUUGAAAUUUGGGUCUCGGAAACGGCAUUUCAAGCUUUCUGAGAAUAUAUUUGGGAGUUAUUUUUGGUUCUCAAAAACAAGGUUUUAGAGGUACAUUUUGUGUUAAGGCCCAAUGUUUAACAAGUAAUAAUGCACGCGAAAACAUGUGCAACUUAAGUACGUCAAACUUUAAGCAGUAUAAUUGAUAGCUUGUAGCCCGUGUGCAGGCCCAAGGGAAGAAUAGUGGGCCUGCAAGCAAGGUCCGGUAUUUUGUAAAAUGCCCCUUUUCAUAUCACGCCCCUUUUCAUAACACGCCCCAUUCGCGCAUCAAUUGUCAAAAAAGAACCAAUGACAGCAACCCAAAUAUUAACAAACAAACUCGCAUUAAAAUGUUGCGGGGUUUUCUCCGCCAGAACAGAAACAAUGUGUAAAUGGAUGCGUUUUAACUCCAAAAAAAGCUAGCAAUGCAGUCCGUAAUUGCCAAAUUUGCAAGUGCUCAUUCCCAACUAAAAUCGGAACAGGCAAAUUAGGACGAAUUUCAACAGAAAACCAGUCUCAAACUUCAAAUUGUGAGGGAAGUUGUGCAACCACAUUAGCAUUUAAUAAUGCGUGCUUUGCUGUCGCCAUUGUUAUAUUAAAUAAAUUGUCUCAUCAGAUCGUCUGUGCAAUUCUUGUUGACGGCGGAAAGUACAAAAUUUAUUUAAGUUAUUUGAUUUAGUAAAGAACUCUACAAAAGAAGACAGCGUUCAGAGCGUCCAGAUCGUUUCGUUUCAAACGGCAAUUACCGUAUUCUGUUUCGCUCAGCGAAGCCUUGCAAAUCGCAAAGUGUUUCGAAUAGGCUUACAUGCAACUGCCUCUAAAUCUUCACCGCGAAAAGCGCUGUUUUCUUCAGUGCAAGAACAGAGUCAACAUCAACCAAAAUGUAAUUUUCUUGAGGAACAUAUAACAUAUCAAGUCUGUUUGAAAUUAAUGAAACUUAAGUAAAGGUUACUAUAGUUUACCCCAGUCGUAAUGUUGAUUUUCCAACACUCCACGACAAGCAAUCCCCAUUGGCAUAAUGGCAAAAACAUCUCUACCUUCAAGUAAACAAUAAACAGUCUGUUCUUGUUCCAUUUUUAAAUGAAAAAGUGAUCAAUUUUCUGCUUAUGUGUGAGAUAAUCAAACUGAAGCGUGUGAGCGUGAGAAAUGAUGCUGAGGCGUGUGUCACAGGCUUAAUGCAUGAGACUUGGCAUCUAUGCAUCACCCGCCUGCAUGGUUCAUCAGGAGCCAUGUGAAAAUUUUCAUUCUUUGAUUAUUUUUAAUUAUUUGCCUUAAUUUUUUACACAAAGUGCUUUUUAUAAGUUUGUUUUCUGUUCAAAUUUUGCAAGAAUAUGUUCUGUAUUUAGAAUUUCGAAACAUAGCCUACAACGGGCCAUUCCAAUUAAUAUCCACACACCCCUGUUGACGAGAAUUCUGAAUUUCUGUGGGGUGCCAAGUUGAAAUUUCCGAGGGGGAUUGUAAAAGGACAAUUUCUGAAGGGGUCAAAAUUGUUUUUUAAUUUUCCAAGGGGUCAAAAAUAUUUUUUUUUAAUUUCCGAGUGGGGGUGGAGGAAGGUACUACCUGUUGACGAAAAUUUCCGAGGGGUGAUCGAUAAAUUUCCGAUGGGGUGGUCAAUAAAUUUCCGAGGGGGUGGUCAAUAAAUUUCCGAGGGGGUGGUCAAUAAAUUUCCGAGGGGGUCUAUCAUAAUGGAACCAAGUCAACAGGUAUUUGAGUUUUUCGAGGGGCUUGAGAAAAUUGGAAAUUUCCGUGGGGUUUCUACAAAAAAUAGAGAAUUUCCAAAGGGGGUCUCCCGAAAAACCAUUUCUGAAGGGGUCUAAAAUCAGUAACCUAGUCAACAGGGGUGUGUGGAUUUUAAAUGGAAUGGCCCAACACCAACAGACUAUAGCGUUUGCCAUUUGAUGCACAAGAAUCGUCAAAAAUAUCCGAAUUUUUGUUCUGCCGCCCUUGUUAGGCUGACUACUUCACGCUGCCCCACAUGAGGACUAAGGGUCUGUUCAUAUGGGCAAAAGUUACCCCGGUUAGCGAGAAAACUUUUCGGCAAGUUUACAAGCGAGAUCUCUCCUUGGGAUGAAAACAAUAUGAAAAGUUACACUGUGUUCUUAUGAGACAAAAAGUUUUCCUGUGUACUGAGAUCUCACUUGUUGACAUGCGAGAUCUCAGUGACCGGGAUAAUGAAAACUAUGAAAUCUCACCAUUUACUAUUGAUAUGCCAUGAUAUCAGAGCUGCCAAGUGCCACACAUUUGGCCUGAACGUCACGCUUUUAAAUUUUGGUUCUCUAGACAGUACAGCAAGCACUUCAGCACAUAUUUUAGCCCAAUUUCACCUAUGAGUAUGGACAAUAGUGGGGAAGCCUUGUCAAAUCUUACAUAUUGUUAUUAGCAAUACCGUAAGGGCGGAUUUUCAGUCCUUGCACGAAGCAGCUUGCAGCUAAUUAAAAUUAACUGUUUAGCAUUGUGAUUGGAUGAAAGUGCUCAUGCAUGCUCUCGCUGCGAGCCGAGAGGACCUUCGUGCAAGAACUGGAAAUCUGCCUUUAGAGAAGCGAAGCUGUGAGAUAUGUCAUGCAUUCUUAUCUUACGAACUCGGCAGGUCUGCACUAAUGCAAGUCAAUUUUGCAAGUGCCACACGUGUGUAGGAGAUUGAUUUGUUGUUGGUGACAAUUAUCUGACAAACAACACCAAUGGGCAAGCCUGGAGUUGCCAUGCUCAAACCAAUUAUUUCUUUUCCAUUCAGGCCAUUUUAUGUACAUUGAGGCCUCCGGCAAACCAGCUGGCUACCAUGCAAAGCUAGAGAGUCCUGUAUUUCAAGAUUUGGAUGGACGUGACAGUAUUUCAAAUUGUUUAUCAUUCUAUUAUAAUAUGUAUGGAUUGGGCAUGGGACAACUAAACAUCUAUCUUGUUUUUAUUGAUGGUCGCCAUGAGCUGCUUUGGAAGACGUCUGGAAAUCAUGGUAAAGCAUGGCAUCAUGGGACAUUUACUUUCACAUCCUUUUCGACCUAUAAGGUGAGAUGCUAAGAAUGAUUAAUUAGUAAAAAAUUGCAGAAUUUUGGUCAGAUGCAAAGGGCGACCGCAGGUACCUUAGGCCUAGCAAACGGGGGAUAAAAGGAAAUUUUUCAAAAAUUCAAAAACCACCUCGAACUAGUCCAAACUUUCUGAAAAUUAUCGAAAACCUUUCCUGUUGAUAAAAACAUGAUUUAAAAUAUUUUGGUCAGAUGCAUAGGGGGGACCACAGGGUACCUCAGGCCUAGCAAAGGGGGGACCAAAGAAAAUUUCUCAAAAACAUUGAAAACCUGCCUCAAACUAGUCCAACAAGCUUUCUGAAAAUUGUCAAAAACCUUUCCUAUCAUCAAAACAAUUACUUUCGAUUGAUAAAAACACAAUUUAAAAAAUUUUGGUCACAUGCAUAGGGGGGACCACAGGGUACCUUAGCCCUAGCAAAGGGGGGGACCAAAGGAAAUUUCUCAAAAAUUCAAAAACAUUGAAAACCUGCCUCAAACUAGUCCCAACUUUCUGAAAAUUGUCGAAAACCUUUCCUGUGAUCAAAACAAUUACUUUCGAUCGAUAAAAAUGUGAUUUAAAAAAUUUCGGUCACAUCCAUAGGGGGGACCACAGAGUACCUUAGGCCUAGUAAAGGGGGGACCAAAGGAAAUUUCUCAAAAAUUCAAAAACAUUGGAAAAAACUGCUUCAAACUAGUCCAAACUUUCUGAAAAUUGUUGAAAACCUUUCCUAUCAUCAAAACAAUUACUUUCGAUGGAUAAAAGCCUGAUUUAAAGAUAAAAAAAAUUACUUUCGAUUUUCAGAUCGUAUUUGAAGCUGUUCGUGGCGAUGGUUACACCAGUGAUGUGGCAAUCGACGACGUAAGUGUGGUGAGGAAUGGAUGUGCUGAGCUAUCCAAAAAAAGUAAGGAAGCAACAUCAGCUAACACCGCUUAAACACGUCUGUGCAUGCGUCGACAUUUCUGAAAUCAACUUUGCGAACAUGGUAUGAAGUAUUCUGAAGGUUGUCAAAAACUCAAAAUGGAAGCGAUAUGCAGCAAUUUCGAUGUUUUGCCUUUUCUCUGAGAAUGGAACCUAAUCUUUGUAACAACGUAAAAACUUGAAGUACUUACAGUCUACAUGCACAAGAAAUAUUUUUACCGAAGAAAAUAAACGAAAGGUGACUGUCGAUAAAUAUUUCACAUAAAACGUUCUUUAACUGAACCAUACAAAUCCUAGGUUCUUUCUAGGUUCAUAUGUAUGACCACAUUCUCCUCGAUAACUAAAAUGUUCGCGUUAACUAUAUUUAAGGGUAAUGAUUUACUCUGCAAUUGAAUCUAUUUUAUAGUUUUCUUAUUAACUUUUGUGUACUUUGGUAUUUUUAAGUAAAGUAAUGCUAUACCCUUUACUUUUCGUCCAUUUUUAGCGACUCUUUCCAUUUUUCAUAAAUGACCAAAAAAACAGCAAAAAAAUAAGGCCAUAGCCUUAACUUUUCGUCCAUUUUUAGCAACUUCUUGCAUUUUUCAUAAAUGACCAAAAAACAGCAAAAAAGUAAGGCUAUAACCUUUACUUUUCGUCCAUUUUUAGCAAUUUUUUGCAUUUUUCAUAAAUUACCAAAAAACAGCAAAAAAGUAAGAUCUUGUCUAAAAGUACACACGAGUGACCACGAAUGACCACGAGUGACCACGAGUGACCACGAGUGACCACGAGUGAUUUCUGUGUUUAAAAGUCCUAAAAUAAUAAUAAAAAACUAUUUUAAGGUGGCUCCAUAGGAUUUUUGCAUUAUACUACACUUUUGUAUCCAGAAAACGCCUGUUUCUUCACUUUACAUGACACGAAGACGAAAUUUAUUGGACACAUUGACAAUGCUCUCCUGAACAUUGCAAUGCGCUACUUUUGCGCAGAAAGUCUGUUACCAUGGCAACAGUGUGCUUUGGAUAAGGCUCAAAAUUUGUCUUUUUUUGGCCAUUUUAAAAAUCCUUUCUGGAAAUUUUUUUUAGUUUUUCGACUAUUGUACACGUCAGUCUACAGGAACAUAGCAAAGCAUCUGAAGUUGGGGGGGGGUUGUCAGAGGAUUUUACCUGUAAUUUGAAUUUUUAAUUAAUAAAUAUUUACCUAAAGUGUAAUAAUUAUAAUAAAGCUUCUUGUGAUAAUGACUUGCACCGUCGUACUAAGUUUCGGGAGAAAACGGGGGUUUGGGGUACUCCCCCCAAAAUUGUUCCAUUUUUGAAGCUCUAGGACUGCAAUUCUAGGACUGCAAUUCUUACAAAAAUGGUUAUCAUUUCACACAAAUAAUUACUUUAUUACGCAAAUUUUACCUGAAAAUAUCAAAAUUUGUGUGUGUGGGGGGGUGGGGGGGUUUGGUUAGACGUCACAUCUCGCAAAAAAUGCCAAAAUUAAACCUUAAUUUCACCCUUUUCCUUCGGUAAAUUGUUUUAAAACUUUGCACAUUUCUUAAUAUCGGCUAAACAAGCUCAAUAUCCUUUUUUCUUAAAAUUUUAUUGAAGGAAAUAAUCUAAGAAACGUUCCAUAAAAUGUUUUAAAAUUGAAGAAAAAAAUCAUUAUACGACGACUGAUCUUUUGUGCAAAUUUUAAAAUUUUUAAAACGGCCGGAAAAAGACAAAAUUUGAGCUUAAUUAUCCAAAGCACGCUGUCACCAUGGUAACGAACUUUCUGCGCAAACGUAGUACAUUGCAAUAUUCAGGAGAGCAUUGUCAAUGUGUCCAAUAAAUUUCGUCUUCGUGUGAUGUAAAGUGAAGAAACAGGCGUUUUCUGGAUAUACAAAAGUGUAGUAUAAUGCAAAAACCCUAUGGAGCCACCUUAAAAUGCUUUUUUAUUAUUAUUUUAUGACUUUUAAACACAUAAAUCACUCGUGGUCAUUCGUGGUCACUCGUGGUCAUCCGUGGUCACUCGUGGUCACUCGUGGUCAUCCGUGGUCACUCGUGGUCACUCGUGUGUACUUUUAGACAAGACCAAAAAGUAAGGCUAUAGCCUUUACUUUUCGUCUAUUUUUAGCAACUUUUUGCAUUUUUCAUAAAUGACCAAAAAACAGCAAAAAAGUAAGGCUAUACCCUUUACUUUUCGUCCAUUUUUAGCAACUUUUUCCAUUUUUCAUAAAUGACCAAAAAACAGCAAAAAAGUAAGGCUAUACCCUUUACUUUUCGUCCAUUUUUAGCGACUUUUUCCAUUUUUCAUAAAUGACCAAAAAACAGCAAAAAAGUAAGGCUAUAGCCUUUACUUUUCGUCCAUUUUUAGUAACUUUUUCCAUUUUUCAUAAAUGACCAAAAAACAGCAAAAAAGUAAGGCGAUACCCUUUUCUUUUCGUCCAUUUUUAGCAACUUUAUGCAUUUUUCAUGACCAAAAAACAGCAAAAAAGUAAGGCUACAGCCUUUACUUUUCGUCCAUUUUUAGCAACUUUUUGCAUUUUUCAUAAAUGACAAAAAAACAGCAAAAAAGUAAGGCUAUUGCUUUAACUUUUCGUCCAUUUUUAGCCACUUUUUCCAUUUUUCAUAAGUGGGAAAAAACAGCAAAAAAUUAAGGCUAUACGCUUUACUUUUCGUCCAUUUUUAGCGACUUUUUCCAUUUUUCUUAAGUGGGAAAAAACAGCAAAAAAUUAAGGCUAUAUAUAGCCUUAACUUUUCGUCCAUUUUUGGCGACCUUUCUCAUUUUUCAUAAGUGGGAAAAAAACAGCAAAAAGAUUAGAUGCUGUUCUUGUUUGCCUGCGAACAGGUUGUAGAUAUAUAGAUACUUGUACCCAAGCCAUUGCUUGUUUUGUUGUUCUGGGUACAAUGAAAUCCGGCGUAAAUCCUGGGGGUCUAAAUGUUCAGUAUAUUUAGACAUUCGAUCUAUUUUCUGUUCAGUAGACUUUGAUAGCUUGAACGAAAGUUUAUAACAAUGAUUUUCUUUGCAAAAACUGUACUUUCGAAAUUCGUCAGUUUCUGAAUUUGAAAACUGAUCACACGCACUACAAGUGCAGCAAGGCAACAGUUUAGACAUGGUCAUGAGGCAGGAUGUGUGCAAGAAAAGCUUUACCAGAGUUUUGCCUUUCGAAAUAAACGAUUGGAAAUUGCUGUUUGAUUCUUUGUAAUAUCUUAUCGCUUGUUAGUAAAAAAGAAAUUUUUUCAAAAAAAACUGGCAUCGUUUUUCUUGGGGUUAGGGGGUACAAAUGGUACCCAUAGCUUAGAGGGUGCAAAUGGUACCCGUAAGAAGACUUGGUGGAAUCAUGACCAUGGUGGCAAAGUUUUUUCAAACAUUUUCUCUCCCGUAGUAAGGUAAAGCAUGUAUUUUCCUGGUAGCCGGUCUUACUUCAUGAAAAAACAGUCCGCUACCAGUGACUAGGUCCCCUCUCUUAUGUGUUCAAUGGAACACAAAGGUAUUCAGGCAUGUAGAGCUAGGUAUUCCUUUUCAGGGCGGUUGCAUGCGGAUAAGAUGGUCCGUCGCGUGCGCAAAAUAGUUAGGGAGAUAGACAGUUUAGAAGCGCAAUGAACACUCGCACGAAACGUAAAAAUAAAAUGGCUUAACAAAAUUGCGAAAAAACAAAAAGUGACAACUGCCAUUUUGAGCGUGCGCAAUAGGGCGGUGGCAUGCACAAAGUUUUCUCACAGGAUGUCCUGGUUUUAACAUAAAUAAUAAAAAGAAGUGUCCGUGGUCGGGGCUGAAUAGUACUGUGGAAGAUUGGGUUGGGAAAUUUACAAUUAAGAUCUGUAUUCUUGGACAAUUAUUACUCAUUGAAAAAUAGUAUCCUACUGAUGUAAAAUAACAUCUAAAGGGUUUGGCAACAAUGAUGUCCAAAGAGAAUGUUAGCCCCAAAGUUUAUUUCAUAAAAUGAUUUAUCUUUGAAAAUACUGAAUUACAAGACAGUUUAAAAAAAUUUCGAGUAAAAGUUUAAUAAUAAUUUAAUUGAUAAGGCCAUUUCCACUCAAGAAAAUUUGGGGCUAAUAUUAGGCUUAAUGCAUAUGUCGUUCUUUGUCUUUGAUUUAAAGGAAAAAUACCAAACUCUCUUAACGUCUUUGUUGCCAGCAGUUGUGUAACUUUCAUGAAAAAAUCAAAGUCUUGAGGUUUUGUUUUACUUAUAUAACUAACAUGUUUUUUUUUAUUUUCAACAAAGUAAUAAUGGUCUAGAAAUACAGAUUUAUAUUGCACAUGUUAGUAAGUUUCUUCUGUAACUGCACAAUUAUUGCAAAAUUGUGCGCUUAUCACACUAUUAAAAUUAGUAAGGUCUGGGAACAUUGGCACAACUGCUUGUUCCCAUGCAUAAAUUAUUAACUAAUUUUUGGGAUUGGAUUUAUUCAAAUUUGAGAUGAUUUUGAACACAUAUUGGUACCAAUGUUACUCAUUCUAUGAGUAAAAUAUUGGUCGUUUAUACAUUGUUCUAGUUUUUAUAGCUUUUAUUGUUUUAACAGUCGAAAUAUAUGUUGAUUUUGUUGAAUUAUUUGUUAAUUAUUCGUUCAUUUUAUGCAUGAUGAAACCCGAAAUUUAUAGUUUGAUGGUAACAACAAAUUUGAGCAUAUAAAAAUGUUAAAAUUGUACACCAAAACACUAGCUGCAAUAUUUGAACUCGCUACAACACAACUAGUUUUAAAUACGUUUGAAUUGAAUUUCAUACAUGCAGUAUUUCAAAUGUUGUGAUUAUCUGUUUCAAAACUUUUGAAAUCAUGCAUACAGCUAUUUCAGUAUUAAGGUUGUCCACGAGCAAAGCGGAAAAGACGAAUACGAGCGCGCAAGGCUGCUGCGCGGGAAUCGCUAACAACUGAGUCGUCAGUCAGGAACCUUGUCAGCCUUUCGCGCUCGUAUUCGACUUUUCCGCUUUGCUCGUGGACAACCUUAAUAUUGAAAUAGCUGUAUGCAUGAUUUCAAAAGUUUUGAAACAGAUAAUCAAUCACAACAUUUGAAAUACUGCAUGUAUGAAAUUCAAUUCAAACGUAUUUAAAACUAGUUGUGUUCUAGUGAGUUCAAAUAUUACAGCUAGUGUUUUGGUGUACAAUUUUAACUUUUUUAUAUGCUCAAAUUUGUUGUGAUCAUCAAACUAUAAAUUUCGGGUUUCAUCAUGCAUAAAAUGAACGAAAAUUAACAAAUAAUUCAACAAAAUCAACAUAUAUUUCGACUGUUAAAACAAUAAAAGCUAUAAAAACUAGAACCAUUAAUGUAUAAACGAACAAUAUUUCACUCAUAGAAUGAGUAACAUUGGUACCAAUAUGUGUUCAAAAUCAUCUCAAAUUUGAAUAAAUCCAAUCCCAAAAAUUAGUUAAAAAUUUAUGCAUAGGAACAAGCAGUUGUGUGUGUGCCAAUGUUCACAGACAAUUCACAGUACUAUUUGGUUUGUGGGUUCAAAUCCCAACGCACUUAAUUUUUUAUUUAUAUAAAAAAAUGGAUGCGAUGGAUCCAAAGGAUGCGAUGGAUAAAUAGAUCUUUUUUUAAAAGAAUCCAAUGGAUGCGAUGGAUCCAAAGGAUGCGAUGGAUCCAAUGGAUGUGAUGGAUCCAAUGGAUGCGAUGGAUAAAUAGAUCCUUUUUUUAAAAGGAUCCAAUGGAUGCGAUGGAUCCAAAGGAUCCGAUGGAUCCAAAGGAUGUGAUGGAUCCAAUGGAUGCGAUGGAUCCAAAGGAUGCGAUGGAUAAAUAG
Molecule: messenger RNA, 17910 nt
Organism: Paramuricea clavata
Lineage: Eukaryota; Metazoa; Cnidaria; Anthozoa; Malacalcyonacea; Plexauridae
Source: the annotation of a GenBank genome assembly